UUAUAUUUUCUUCCUAAAGUGAAAAUGUAGCCUUCAAAGAUCAUGAGUCAAAAUUCCUGAAGGAUGGAACAAGGGAAGUGAGUAUUGCUAUACAAGUUACCUGGGACAGCAUGCUAGUAAUGCAUGCACCAGUGACAAUCAGAUUUAAACCUGGUGAUCAAGGCUUAGUUAUGGAAGUGACCUCCUUGUUCUUUGAUGAUCCUCCAGCUCCAACCGGAGAACCUGGGAAGCCUUUUGAUGGACUUUGGGACUAUGAAGUGGUUGAAUCCUUCUUUCUGAACAGUGCUACAAGCAAAUACCUGGAAGUUGAACUUUGUCCGCAUGGUCAGCAUCUUGUAUUACGGCUCUCUGGAGGAGAUUGUCUUGAAAAAGGACUUGAGUUGGCAUUUAAAGCAGAUAUAAACUGGGGCAACUGGAAUGGCACAGCAAUUAUUCCUUGGGACUAUUUCCCCCCCAGUGUAGACAAAAUGAAUUCAUAUGCAAUCCAUGGAUCUGGGAUUGGCAGAGUAUAUGAGGCGCUUUAUCCAAUACCACAGGAAGAGAUUAAAGAGGGGCAAGGACCUAAUUUCCAUCUUCUAGAAUAUUUCAAAGAUUUCCGCCUAAAGGACAUAAUGGGAGAGGACUGGAAUCAACCUCCAUCAGAUCGGUGGAAAUAACGUCAGUCACAUCAAAGACAUCAAGAAAACACAGCUCAUGAAAUACACAAUAGAUUCCUAA
This is a messenger RNA of Heteronotia binoei (common prickly gecko), 717 nucleotides long. Its product is annotated as UPF0462 protein C4orf33 homolog. Bases 111 to 656 code for a protein of 181 amino acids. The record is from RefSeq and is a predicted model, not a curated record. Lineage: Eukaryota; Metazoa; Chordata; Lepidosauria; Squamata; Gekkonidae. The transcript has 6 exons.